CCAUCCACCUUCGAACCGGUCCAAUUUUCUUCGAGCAAUCCCGCUCGGCCCACUUGCUCCUGUCCUCGCCAUAGUCGGUCGGCGAAGCGCCAAACCAAACGGCGGCACGUCUCGCUCCUCCCUCCGGGUCCUCUCCAAUAAAAUCGUUCUCCUCUCUCCCCUUUCCAACCUCCCCGAAAUGACCCAGAGCUAGGGUUUCUCCUACCUUGCCCUCUCACCGAACCGAACCAGAACCCUACCUCGCUGCAAGGACCAUGGGGAAGAGCCCGAUGCAUGCGCCGCCAUGGUGGACGGCGGUGCUCAGAAGGCUCACCACCGCAUCGGCGGCGGAGUUGAAGACCCAGGCGGCGAGAGAGGAGGCGGAAUGGAAGCCACUCUACCGCCGGCUGUCGGUACUAGGCGGCGCCCCGGAGGGGAGCGUGACGGCGACGCUGGAUCAAUGGGAGAUGGAAGGGUGGAGGAUGACGGCACUCUGGCUUAUGAAGCACAUCCGCGAGCUCCGCAAGUACCGCCGCCACGAGCACGCCCUCGAGAUGAUGCAUUGGAUGGAAAAGAGAGGUAUGGAAACACCAAAUGGCUACCAUGCAGUACGCAUAGAUCUUAUAUCAAAAGUCAAGGGAAUAAGAUCAGCAGAGGAGUAUUUUUCAAACCUCCCGGAACCUGCCAAGAACCGGCGAACCUACGGAGCUCUUUUCAGUUGUUACUGUUCAGGGAGAAUGACGGACAGGGCCAUUGCCCUCUUAGAGAAAAUGAAGGAACGGAAGUUUGCAUCUCAUGUUCUCAUCUAUAACAACCUAAUGAGCCUUUAUAUGAAGUUAGGCCAGCUGGAAAAGGUCCCAAUCUUAUUCCAGGAAAUGAAGGCGAGUAAUGUCCUGCCAGAUAGCUGUACGUAUAGGAUCAUAAUGAAAAGCUAUGCCUCAAUGAGUGACAUAGUCUCUGUUGAGAGAGUUACACAGGAAAUGGAAAGUCAAGGUGCCUCAGAUUGUCUUACAUAUUGCCAUCUAGCUUGGCUCUAUAACUCGGCUGGCCUUUUUGAGAAAGCUGAGGUUGCCCUCAAGAAGGCUGAAUUAGUCAUGGGCAGCCAUGAUUUGUCAUCAUUCCGUUUGCUUAUAAGCUUAUAUGCUGCAGCUGGUAAUCUAUCAGAGGUCAAAAGGGUCUGGAAUUUGCUUAAAGCCAGGGUUCCAAGGCCUACCAACAUGAACUAUCUCAUCAUGCUUGAGGCUCUUAGGAAACUCGAUGAUAUGGAUGGACUGAAGCAAUGCUCCGAGGAGUGGGAAUCUGGCUGCGUGAACUAUGAUAUAAGACUGGUGAACAUACUCAUAGGUGCAUACUUAAGAAGGGGGAUGGUGGAUGAAGCCAAAUUGCUCCAGGAAAAGGCUGACCAAAUGGGUGAAUGGUCUGAUGAGCACACUUUUGUGCUGUUUAUAGAUCAUUAUUUGAAGAACCGUAAAUUAGAGUUGGCUCAAAAAUAUUCAAAGCUUGCAACUUCUAUUGUGAAGAAAGGGCAGUUGAAAACUAUAGAAACAGGUGAUGUUUCCUGAAUUGUGGGAAAGCAUGUGGCUCAGAAAUGUUUUCUUUUUAUCCUUUUUCUUUUAAUCUGAGGUAUCCACAAUAUUCAAGGUGAUUCCAAUCCUAAUUUGAUCUGUAUUAUGAAUUCUUUUUGGAGUAUUUAGAGCACCUAAUGCCAAUAAAAAAAAUCUUACUCAUG
Elaeis guineensis (African oil palm) is the source of this 1708-nucleotide messenger RNA. Its product is annotated as large ribosomal subunit protein mL101 (rPPR4). Gene Ontology annotation, cellular component: mitochondrion. Gene Ontology annotation, molecular function: protein binding. Lineage: Eukaryota; Viridiplantae; Streptophyta; Magnoliopsida; Arecales; Arecaceae. The record is from RefSeq and is a predicted model, not a curated record.